This is a messenger RNA of Morone saxatilis (striped sea-bass), 1939 nucleotides long. RefSeq names its product leishmanolysin-like peptidase 2. Gene Ontology annotation, biological process: proteolysis; cell adhesion. Lineage: Eukaryota; Metazoa; Chordata; Actinopteri; Moronidae. Gene Ontology annotation, cellular component: cytoplasm; membrane. The coding region runs from base 1 to 1734 and encodes 577 amino acids. The record is from RefSeq and is a predicted model, not a curated record. The transcript has 13 exons. Gene Ontology annotation, molecular function: metalloendopeptidase activity.
AUGGUUUUACCUCCGCCCCAGAGACUCUGGGUGGGGAUGCUGGUGGUAAUAGUGGCAGUGGCGGAGCUCCCCGGAGCCCUGCAGAAGUGCAUCUUUGAUGAGGUUCAGACUCAGGCCAGGGUGGUCCGAGCUGCACCCAUCCACACAGACGUCCCACCCAACGAGCCCAGACUCAGAUGGAGGGCAUCACCUCUGCCUGGCCCGUCAGUGAGGCAGAGGAGAAGUCUGGGAAAGAAAGCCACGCCCACUCCUGCCUCUCCACAGCCAAUCAGAAUCCAGAGCUGGAUUCCAAGGGAGAGCAACAACCUAUCAGAGGAGGAGAAACAGAGGCUGAAGGCAGCGAUGGAGGAGGCUGUGAGGGUGGUGUCUUCUUUACUGUCAGUGAACAGAGUACCGGUUCCGUUGCUGCUCAGCAGAGACAUCAACAAAUACUGCAAGUUUCUCUGGAGGAAUUCAAGUACUGCCAACUACAACCGGUGUGGUCGAGCCAACAGUAACUACAGAUCUGAGACCUGUCUGGAUGUGACAAUCCCAGAUGAUCAUCUGGCUGGAUGUGACAUUUACACUGAGGCGGAUUCACCUCGCAGGACUGAGCUCCGCCCUGACGGCGCUGGACUCCCCGACACCGACUUCCUGAUGUACCUCCACAUACAGGCCACUGACAAGUGUAAAUCCGAACCCAAUGUGUUGGCCUACGCUGUCCACUGCCAGACGGACGCCCACGGGCGACCUGUAGCUGGGGUGGUGGUCAUCUGCAGGGACAGACUGACAGGAGCAACAUACAACCACCAGGCUACCGUACAGACUGUGAUCCAUGAGCUGUUUCAUGCACUUGGUUUCUCUAAACAUCUCUUCCACACCUGGAGAGACUGUUCCUCUACUUCUCCAGUGGGAGCUGACUGUUUUCCUCGAGGCAAAGUGACUCACUCUGAUGAAUCGGGCCAGAUGAGGAUUUAUACCCCAUCCGUCAUUUCAGCCCUGCAGAAGCACCUGGCAUCUGCUGACCCUGAGUUAGGGGGGCCGCUAGAGAACCUGGAUGUAGCUGUGGGCAGAGUCUCCUCCCACUGGGAGGCCCGAGUGCUGCAGGGGUCCAUCAUGGCGGCGGUGCUGGGGGACUCGACCACAGUCCGAAUCGACUCAGCCACCUUGGCGGCGUUACAGGAUACAGGCUGGUACACUGUCAACUUGAGCCAGGCACAGAGUCUAGUCUGGGGAGACGGUGAAGGAGCCAUGUUUGGUUCCCUGUCAAACUGUCAGGACAGGUCCUCAUCCUUUUUCUGCACUGGCAGUGGAUUUGGGUGUCAUUAUCUUCACCUCCACAAGGGGGAGUGCCAGACUGAUCAAUACCUGGAGGGGUGUCGAGUGUAUAAACCUCUCCAGAAUGGAAGUGAAUGUUGGAAAGAGGAAAAUGGCAGGAAGUCAGCUGAAGAAGACUGGAGCGGGGAGAUCUUUGGCUCUGACAGCCGUUGCUUCUUCUCCAACCUGACCAGACAGGUGUGUGUCAGCCCUGUGGAGGGACGAUGUUACAGACACAGGUGUACUGGACCAAACAGGUACCAAAUCCAGGUGUCUGGCUCUGAAUGGGUAGACUGUCCAGCAGGUGGCACCAUUCAGAUAAAAAGAUACCAGGGUUUAGUUUCCUGCCCUGACAGGAGGUUAUGUCUGUACCCUGACGUUGCUCCUCCCUCAGACAAUGUCAAUAUAUUUCCUGCUUCUAUUACAAGGCAAGUAUGAUUUUAAACAACCACCUUCUUGAUUUACAGGAACCCUUCACCUCAUGCUAACUUUACUUUACUGCUUUUUGGUCAGUGAUCCAUGUGAGACUUUAACUUCAGCCCAGAACGGGACCUGGUCACCUCUUAGACCUCCUACAGAGCUCACUGUAGCCACAGCGCUCGGCAUCACUGCUGCUGUGUGUCUCCUGGCUGCAGUCGUGGUG